GUUGUUGUUGCACCACAGCUGCUGUCAUGUGAUAGCCUGUCUGAGCAAGCUGCUGUACACAGUAGUUUUUAACCUUUGUCUUGGGUUAAAUUAAAAGCAGGCAGGCGGUCAGCUUUAUGUUUGUUGCGGAAGAACCAAACGGCUCGUUUGUGAAGGAGAGCAGGGAAGCCGGGGUUGUGUAGUUUGACCCCUCGGACGCAGCCAUGGGGUGCUGUUACAGUGGCGAGGACGACAGCUCCAGAGAGAAGUCCGACGAGACUGAUCCGCUGAUCCCCCACCCGAACCCCGUGAGCAAACCUCCAAAUGGGACAGACUGGAUCACAACCAGUGUCCCCUCUGCACAGACAGAUGGACAAGCCCUCCUUACAUCCAUCUUGACAAAGACUGCGCAGAACAUCAUUGAUGUCUCAGCAGCUGAUUCUGUUGUGAUGGAGCAACAUGAAAUCAUGGACAAAGCUAGGCAGUACAGUACAAAACUGGCUGUGUUGAGCACCAGCUUGCCACAGAAGAAAGUCCUCACGCUUCCCUCCCUAACCAGCCAGCCCCACCAAGUGCUUGCAAGUGACCUUGUUCCAUACUCGGAUGUUCAGCAGGUAUCCAAGAUAGCUGCUUACACAUACAGUGCAAUCUCUCAGAUCAAAGUGGAUGCUAAAGAGGAGCUGGUCGUCCAGUUUGCCAUUCCCUGACUUUAAGCCACAUAUUAUCCUCCCAUCCCACUCGCUCUGUGCCACUCCUGCUUCGUCGUCCUCCAGUCCACUUUUUAAUAAAGCGUUUUUGGUCAAAAGUCUUUUAGUGAAAUUAUCAAUCGUUAUUGGCAGAUGAUCCAUGGAGGUAGUUUUUGACCGAUGUAUAUGAUGAUCCUCUUCUGUCGGGCCUCUCAUGUAUGUAACACAUGCAUUGCAGGCUUUGUCCAAACAAUGUAAAAGAAGUCCGUCAAUUUUCGUAACUUUUUAGAUGUUGGACUUCAUGUUUAGGCAAGCACACUGUACUCACACCAUGUUAUCCGCCGAGACAGCUCUAGGAUGUUUGGCUCAUGGUUAACUCCCGCUAAAUGAUAUCAUGUGCGAAAUUAGCGAUUUUCACCUUGCAGUAGACGUGAUUGACGGUUAUAGUUUAUUACUUGCAAACAAAGAACUGUGCAACAUGGCUUCAUAUCUGCACGUCAUAAAACUUUAAAGCUAAAAUAUUUCCCAGUUAAUUUUCUCUGACCAGUAAAGAUGUCAGUUAAUUAGUAUUUUUCUCCCUGGAAAUAAAGCUGCUGUUGUAGUCUACUUUAAAUCAAACAGCAGGUCUGAGUAAUUAAAUGCAGGUAAUCUGGUGUCUUCAAUCCAACAACAAAAAAAGAAAAACGUUCAUGUUACAGUUUUCAUUUUCGCUCCCGACUGUUUUAUCUGUCCCGUCACCUGACCUCACCUAUAUCAUGAUUGACCCGUUCAUUUCUGGUGGACAAGAAUUCAAACGCAAGCAGGGGGUGCCAGCUGGUUGGGGCUCCUGACGUCAUUUGUAAACGCUCGAGUUUACAGACGAAGAUGUUCAAGUAUCCUGCCCUCAUAAUGAGCUGGCCAGGAAUUUAACAUUUAAAAUGACAGAGGUGAAGCUGGUGGCCUGUGGAGGAUGCAAAGACUCUCACUGUAUAAUCAUUACCUUUGUAUAGAGUUUUCUGAUUGACUACAUUAAUAGCUGGUGGAUUGUACGAAAGGCCUGUGGGAGGAUGGUUUUUUUAUGAGAUACGACUACACUUUUCGGGCCUGCGAUUGUUAGCUUUUUACACAAAGCGUUUCUCUCCAGAUUGAGGUUUUCGUAUUAAUCAGAAACUAACCAUUGUUGCAGCGUGAAAGAGUUUUAACCAAUGUACCCAAGCAGAUUUAAAUAACCUCAGAUAUUUUGCCAAUUAUUUAUACGUAUUUUUUGUUCUUAAGUGUACAUGUGCUCUUUGAAGGAGCUGAUCUCGAGUCUCUAAAGGGAGCCUGCAAGCCUGUGACUAUUUAUACCACACGAGUGAUUAGAGCUUUUUUUUUUUUUUUUGCAAUGGGUCUCUUGGCAAUUUGUUUUUGUUUGUUUUGUUUGUUACUUAAAUGUGUAAUACAUGGAAGAUUGUAUGUGUGUACUAUCAUAGGCUAGUACCAAAAAUAUGUUUUUUGUUUGUUUUUGGUUUAAUCAGUUCAUUAAAAAGUUUCAACAAAGCAUUUAUGUCUUAAUAAAUAGUGACCACAUGU
Molecule: messenger RNA, 2216 nt
Organism: Girardinichthys multiradiatus
Lineage: Eukaryota; Metazoa; Chordata; Actinopteri; Cyprinodontiformes; Goodeidae
Gene: lamtor1
Product: late endosomal/lysosomal adaptor, MAPK and MTOR activator 1
Exons: 5
Coding region: 204-686 (160 amino acids)
Biological process (GO): regulation of receptor recycling; positive regulation of MAPK cascade; lysosome organization
Cellular component (GO): membrane raft; Ragulator complex; late endosome membrane
Molecular function (GO): molecular adaptor activity; guanyl-nucleotide exchange factor activity
Source: RefSeq, a predicted model, not a curated record